AUGUCUCUUGAAGAAGGCAAGCGUAAGCGCUCCAACAUAAAGCGCAACAUUUCGCGUAUUAAAUCGAUCAUCGAAGCGGCAAGGGAGUCAGAUGAUAAACUUACCAAUGCUGAGCUUCAAUGCCGACUAGGAAUACUGGAAUCUUGCUUCAAGCAGGCCUUAUCCGUCCAAGCUGACAUUGAGGAUUUAGAUCCACUUGACAACGGCCGCGCAGAUCUGGAAGAUAGCUACGUAGCAGUUAAGCUAAAUAUUCAAGCGCAACUGGGAGAAGAUGCUAACGGUACAGUGCACUUUCCCGAAACGUCAACACCAGCAGUUGUUAAGCCCUCGUCGCAUCUGCCAAGACUAACAUUGCCAACAUUUAGUGGCGAUUACGCAGACUACAACAAUUUUAUUACGUCAUUUACCCAGAUCAUUGCUCGCGAACCAAGGCUGUCGAACAUAGAAAAAUUUAACUACCUGUUGACUUGUUUAAAGGGUCCCGCGCUAGAAACGGUUCAUGCAUUCCAAGUCACUAGCGAAAACUAUCCGAAGGCUUUGGAUAGGCUCAAGCAACGGUUCGACAACCCAACGUUAAUUUUUUUGGAAGGUAUUGCCUCACUGUUCGCAUUACCGGCACUGGAAAGGUCGAACGCUCAAUAG
Molecule: messenger RNA, 642 nt
Organism: Anastrepha ludens (Mexican fruit fly)
Lineage: Eukaryota; Metazoa; Arthropoda; Insecta; Diptera; Tephritidae
Exons: 1
Coding region: 1-642 (213 amino acids)
Source: RefSeq, a predicted model, not a curated record